AUGUUAACUCACCAGCGCAAAAGAGGUAUUCUUGGAUCUCACUUGUACGUCUCAGAAAAGGGAAAUUUUGAGAUAUAUGUAGACAACACAUUCUACGGAAACUUUGGCCCCGGAGUUGCUUUCGGAGAGCUGGCAUUGUUAUACAACACGAAAAGACUGAGCUCCAUCGAUGUGCAAACAGAUGGCAAGGUAUGGGUCUUAGACCGGAAAGUCUUCCUUGCUAUAAUGCAGCGGACCGACGAAGAAUUUACGCAGUACAAUAUACAAGUUCUUCGUCGCAUCUCCGUGCUACGAACGCUUCCCGAGGAAGUUCUCGCGAAAAUGUCUGAUUUAAUAGUUGUGGAAUUUUAUUCCUCUCAUUCAUACAUCAUACGCGAAGGAGACCCGGGGGAUAAGUUCUUUAUAAUAAACGGGGGCAACGUCAGGAUCACGAAGACCAACUCGUACGGUAUAGAGGAGGAAAUGACUGUGCUCGAUAGGGGAGAUUAUUUCGGCGAGAAAGCAUUAUACGACAAUGGCGAUACUAAACGGCAAGCAAAUGCUAUCGCUCUACCACCUGGCACUGAAUGCUACACUAUCGACAGACAAUCCUUCCUGGACUACCUCGGCGGAUUGGAAUCAAUUCGCAACAAAAACUGGCUUAUCUACCGGCGACCAACAAUCGCCGAUGUCUGGGAUCUUGCGUUUCGUGAUCUAUCGCUGACGGAUCUAGAGAUCAUUGGAACUAUAGGCGCCGGUGGUUACGGCAGAGUCGAAUUGGUGACCGUCAAUUCAAUACCGAACAUCAGCUACGCCAGGAAAAAAAUACGAAAGAACAUGAUCACAAUAAGAGGAUAUCAGAAGCUGAUCUACAACGAGAAGCAAAACCUGAGACUGUGUAAUUCGCCUUUUAUCUGCAAAUUAUACAGGACGUUUAAGGACAACAGAUAUCUCUACUUCUUGAUGGAAGCAUGCCUGGGUGGUGAUUUACGAACAGCAUUGUACAGAAAAGGUCGAUUCGACAAUUCUACUGCCCAGUUUAUCGUUGCUUGCGUCGUGGAAGCGCUCGAUCACCUUCACACACUUGGUAUCAUUUACAGGGAUUUGAAACCCGAGAAUAUCCUGAUUUCUAAUGAUGGCUACAUUAAACUGACUGAUCUUGGCUCUAGCAAGAUAAUAGCUGCUUACAAGACGAAGACUUUCGUAGGAACUCCCGAAUAUCUAGCGCCAGAAAUUAUUCAAGUUAAAGGAUAUAACAGGGCCGUGGAUUAUUGGGCUUUAGGAGUCCUGGUACAUGAAUUACUUCUCGGCCGAACGCCGUUCCAAGACACGAACGACUUAGAAAUAUGUGAGAAGAUUCUGAAGGGCUUCGACGAUGUUCGUUUACCGAGUGUAGUGAAAAACGCCGCGAAGAAUUUUAUCCAACGUCUUUUACAGUUCGACCCUACAAAGAGACUCGGUUAUUUGCGAAACGGCGUCACGGAUGUGCGAAAUCACAAGUGGUUCAGCAAUUUUGACUGGACAGCAUUGCAAAAUCAGACAAUGCCUGCUGCUAUAAUACCAUCGAUAAAAAAUCAUCUGGAUAUAAAAAAUUUCGACAGAUAUCCUCCAGACCGUGAUCCAGUAUUGAAUGAUUUUUCCGACUGGGAUACCAAUUUUUAA
This is a messenger RNA of Dinoponera quadriceps, 1641 nucleotides long. Its product is annotated as cGMP-dependent protein kinase, isozyme 1. Gene Ontology annotation, biological process: protein phosphorylation. Lineage: Eukaryota; Metazoa; Arthropoda; Insecta; Hymenoptera; Formicidae. Bases 1 to 1641 code for a protein of 546 amino acids. The record is from RefSeq and is a predicted model, not a curated record. The transcript has 10 exons. Gene Ontology annotation, molecular function: ATP binding; cGMP-dependent protein kinase activity.